CAAAAAUUCAAAAAUUUAUUGACCAAAUCCAUAAGAUAUUAUUAUCUCCGGGCGUUAUUUCCAAGAAAGUUCUUCAAUUUCUUUGAGAAGAUUUCUCCAUUGGUGGAUUGGAUCCGCAGGCGGAAUUUUCCGGCUUUCGAUGCUUAUCGAAGAGCGUUUCGCAUGGCUUCUCUGAGUUCUUCUCUCUCUGCACUUCAGUUCACUGCUUCCGACAUCUUCGGAACUCGUCCGAAACUCUCUUCCUUCGUUCAAAUUCGAACAAGCACGUUCCUCAAGCCGUUUGUGGUUGAAGCAAGGGGCAAUGCCCGAGUCUCGAGUCCAAAAAUACGGAACAGGAGGAUCCGGAAGAAGUUCAACGGAACACCGAUGAAACCAAGGCUUUCGGUUUUCUGUUCGGACAAGCAAUUGUAUGCGAUGUUGGUUGAUGACCAGAACAAGAAGUGUCUGUUCUACGGUAGCACUCUUCAGAAAUCCAUCCGUGGAGAUCCUCCAUGUUCCACCAUUGAAGCGGCAAAAAGGGUAGGGGAAGAACUCGUCAAGGCUUCUAUCGAACUUAACAUCGACGAGAUUUCGACUUACGAUCGAAAUGGCAAUGCUCGAGGUGACAGAAUGCAGGCUUUCGAGGUUGCAAUCUCUCGACAUGGGUUCUUGCCAAACUAGGGUUUUUUUCACUGAUUUUUGUUUCCAGGUUUUUGUUACAAAUCCAUCCACAAAAGGGUCGUUCUUGGAUAUAUUGUUCUGAAAAAAACAUGUCUUGUUUUUUUGGAUAUGAUGAUUUUAACUUCAUUACUGAAACUGAAACUUAGUUCUCACAAGUUGACAGAGAUGUACAUAUUGUAAUAAUGGAUUAGAGAUUAUGGUUGGAAACA
Molecule: messenger RNA, 869 nt
Organism: Tarenaya hassleriana
Lineage: Eukaryota; Viridiplantae; Streptophyta; Magnoliopsida; Brassicales; Cleomaceae
Product: 50S ribosomal protein L18
Exons: 5
Coding region: 163-660 (165 amino acids)
Biological process (GO): translation
Cellular component (GO): ribosome
Molecular function (GO): 5S rRNA binding; structural constituent of ribosome
Source: RefSeq, a predicted model, not a curated record